AUGUUCGCCCAGCUGAAGCGCGAGAGUCUGCGCAAGUUGCAGGCAAUGGAAGACAAGAGCCCCAAGGGCUGCAUCGAUGCACCCAUUGUAGACAUGAUCCACACGAUCAACGCUCAUCCUGAUUACGUGACGAGCAGCUCGUGUUCCGGCCGCAUUGCACUUUUCUGCGGCGAAGCUGCAGCAGGAAAUGGAGAUGCACCUGGCUCGGAUCUGAUCACGAAAGGCGGCAAGUGGUUGAUCGCUGCACACGCCACCAUCACAUUUGAUCAAUUUGUAACGGCGCUGCGCUCUCCUGAUGCCCAAUUGAGCAACAGCAAUAUGAUUCUAUUCAAGCACGAGCCAUUCAUCAUGCACGUCGUGUGUCGCAAUGUCGAUGCAGCAAAAAGGUUGUUGCAGUGGGGCAUUGCAAGCGGUUUCCGGGAAUCGGGCGUUGUCCUUGGAAACCGGAAAAUCGUGUGUGCAAUUCGUACGACUGCAAACGGGUUUGAAAUUCCACUUGGACGGAGCGCGGAGCACUUGCUGGUCAACGACGAGUACCUUCGAUGGAUCGUAAACAUCGCCAACCAGAAGUUUGAGGCCAAUGAGCAGAAGACCGACCGACUCUUCGAAGCUUUUCGUGGCGGAUUCUGCCAUCCAGCAGCGGUGGUGCAAACUGAUAGUAGGUGUUUGGUUGAAUUGAGCUCUUGGACAGAGGUAGCGUGCAAGGAGAGCGUUCAGCUGUUGGGACACGCAAGCGUGCGGUACCGAGACUCGAUUGUAGUGUUUGGCGGUCAAGGGCCUACCGCUUCAGGCUUAACGACACGCGUUGCAACAGUGACUUUUCUGUCGCCUUCCAAGGAAGGAUGUCUUUCACAGACAUACCAUGCGACGGCCGGGGAUCAAGGCCCGUCAGCUCGGAUGUAUCACUCAUGCACUGUUGUGGGAACACGCAUGAUAGUGUUCGGUGGUCGCGCCAGCCCUGCCAAACCUCUAGGCGAUUUGUAUAGCAUGAAUUUGGAGACAAAACAGUGGGAGACGAUUGCCACCCAAGGAGUCGGUCCUUCUCCACGUUGGAAGCAUUGCAGCUGCGCUGUCGGCUCCGUUGUGUACGUGUACGGUGGCCGCGAUGACCAACAGGUGUUUGGAGACAUGUUUGCUCUCGACCUCGAUCGAAACCCGCCUCAGUGGCGUCAACUCGAUGGUGUUUUCGAAUCUUUACGUCGAUUUGACCACGUUGGUGCGGUUGUUGAAUCCACAAGGCUUGUGUUUUGGGGAGGUAUGUCAUCAUUGGAAAGCGGUGAUUGCAGCGACACUGGCGGUGCAUGCUUGCUUUUCGACACUGUGAAGGAGACCUUGGAACUCAAAAAGCUCGAAAACGCCAGCGACAAAAGCCAGUCUCCUGCACUGUUCGCUGCGAGUGCUUGCUCCAUCAACGAGUACCAGGUGCUUGUGGUGGGUGGUAUGACGUCUGCAUUACUUGCGAAUGGAGACAAGGCGACUCGACAAGUCUAUAUGCUGGACGUCCAUGAUUUCAAAUGGAAAGAGCUCGGUGAAAUCAAGCAUGAACGUGCAGCUUUCGUGGGACAUAGCACGACGUGGAUGCCAGCAAGCAAUGUCCUGUACAUCUUGGGUGGCGGUUUCCAAUGCUUUGGUUUUGGGCAGUUUUAUUCGUCGACGUACCAGUGCCACAUAUCGUUGACUGUGUCAAAGACAACGCGUAUCAAUGGCCCCGAAGGCAACUCAGCAAAUGUGUUGACUGGAACGACAUCGGCCUUAUCGAAUGAAAAACCGCUGGGUGUCCUUGUCAACAAACUGGAAGUGAAGAAGGUGAAGACAUUACUGGAAAAGGCGCGCGUGUACGACAAAUCGCGACGUGUCCACGUAGCAAAUGAGUCGAUCGCCUCUGAUCUGAAGCAUACGGCAAAGUUUCUGAUCCCCGUGACAGCUACUAUUCGUGACCUCAUUGCCUCGACAAACGAUGCUGAAUUGCAAACGCUUGAGAUUGUACCUGACCAAGAUGCUUACACGAACAAGUUUGGUAAAACCAGUGGAUUCAACCGAAAUGAAGUCAUUCGUAGCACGAUUUGUGCUUUCGCUAGUCAGCAUGGGCUAUCUGCCGAGCUUGUGAAGGCUGUUCCGGAGAAGUAUGAGUUUGUGAGCGAUGUGUUGAUGGUCCCUCGAAAUUCGUUUCUCGAGCCACAAUGGGCACCGUUUGCUGCCGAGAUGUGGGCACAGGUGUGUGCGUCCGCCAAGCCUGCUUUCUCUCGUGUUGCGCGAAAAGCCUUUAUCGACAAAAGCGAGAAGCGGCAGAGUCGUGUGCAGUUGUUGUACCUGAACAACGAUGCACUCACGUCGCAGCGUUCGAAGGAGGCUCCUGGCUGGGUGGAAAUUCGUGAGAAUGGUAUUAUCUAUGGCUGGGAUCUCACUCGGGUCAUGUUCUCGUCCGGCAACGUCACCGAGAAGGCUCGCAUGGCAAACAUCAACUGCCGCGGCGAGACCAUCGUCGAUCUCUUCUGCGGCAUUGGCUAUUACGUUCUUCCCUUUCUCGUGCUCGGUGGUGCUGCAUUCGUCCAUGCUUGCGAGUGGAAUCCCGACUCGGUCGCAGCUUUGCACUUUAACCUGCGCCGUAACCACGUAGCAGACAGGUGUAAAGUCUACCUUGGCGACAACCGCGAGAGUGCUCCGACGAUAGGCGCAGUGGCUGACCGCGUGAAUUUGGGUCUAUUGCCUACGAGCGAGAAGGCGUGGCCGCUCGCCAUGCAGGUGCUGAAGCCCAGUGGUGGCUGGUUGCACGUGCACGAUAACGUUGCAGUGGAAGAUCGUGAAGCAUGGGAACAGCGCGUGGUGAGGUUCAUGCGACAGCUCGCGCAGCAGUACGGAAAAGACUUGACGAUUUCGUGCGAGCACGUGGAGAAAGUGAAGUCAUACGCCCCGAAAGUGUAUCACCUCGUGGCUGACAUCCACUGCGUGCCCAGGCAGUCGUCGGCCUAG
Hyaloperonospora brassicae is the source of this 2970-nucleotide messenger RNA. Lineage: Eukaryota; Oomycota; Peronosporomycetes; Peronosporales; Peronosporaceae. The record is from the annotation of a GenBank genome assembly.